AUGCUUUGCGAAGGACUUUAUCUCCACACAGUUCUAGUUUGGGCAUUUAUAUCACAAAGCAACCUUCUGGCGUGGAUGAAUAUCGUUGGUUGGGGUAUACCAUUGAUAACUACGAUAAUCUAUGUUCCUGUUAGAGCAAUGUUGGGAGAAGGAGAUGAAAUAAAAAUGUGCUGGAUCAAGGAUUUCCGAUACGACAUUAUCCAGCAAGUGCCAGUAGCAGCAACAAUUGGUCUAAAUCUAGUGUUCCUUAUCAAUAUAGUACGAGUGGUAGUGAUAAAAUUACGAAGGGGACCCGCGAAUGAUGGUCAGGGUGGAGGUGCCUCAAGAUCCACGCUACAAGCAUUAAGAGCAACGUUGUUACUAGUUCCUUUAUUAGGACUAAACUUUUUGCUAACUCCAUUCAGACCCCAGGGAGGAUCUCAAUGGGAAUACGUUUAUGAUAUUGUAUCAGCUGUAACGACUUCUUUGCAGGAAACGUUUGACGUUAAAAAGCCAGAAGCCAUGAAAAUUCUCUGCAACAGCUAA
This is a messenger RNA of Ceutorhynchus assimilis (cabbage seed weevil), 525 nucleotides long. NCBI's taxonomy places the organism in Eukaryota, Metazoa, Arthropoda, Insecta, Coleoptera, Curculionidae. The record is from the annotation of a GenBank genome assembly.